Trichoplusia ni (cabbage looper) is the source of this 1901-nucleotide messenger RNA. RefSeq lists its product as uncharacterized. Gene Ontology annotation, biological process: proteolysis. NCBI's taxonomy places the organism in Eukaryota, Metazoa, Arthropoda, Insecta, Lepidoptera, Noctuidae. Gene Ontology annotation, molecular function: aspartic-type endopeptidase activity; nucleic acid binding; zinc ion binding. Bases 20 to 1279 code for a protein of 419 amino acids. The transcript has 2 exons. The record is from RefSeq and is a predicted model, not a curated record.
AAAAUUUUCAAAAUUGAAGAUGGCUAACGACGAUCCGAAGGCAUGGAUGUCCGUUGGUUAUGGGUACGCAGACGAUUUAAUACCAAAAUUUAACGGCCAGGACAAGAGCUAUUCGGUAACAAAAUUCGUUCAAGAAAUUGAAGAUAACGGCGAAAUUUUUCAAUGGACGCCGCUUCAGCAAUUAAUCAUAGCGAGGAGGUCACUCACGGGUACGGCGGCGUUGUGGCUCCGGUCGGAACGACCAUUCAGGACUUGGGAGGAGUUGAGACAGGCUAUUAUUAAAGAAUUUCCGGAUACAUUAGAUCAAAAAACCGCUCAUGAACUUAUGAGUGCUAGAAAGAAGAAGCCGGAAGAGUCAUGCAUUGACUAUAUGCUCGUCAUGAAGGAGCUUGGAAAACGUGGCAAAAUGCCCAAUUACGUUGCCAUUAAAUACAUUGUCGACGGAAUUACAGGCGAAGAAACUCACAAAAUUAUGUUAUACGGUGUGACGACUUACUCGGAUCUCAAAGAAAAACUUCGUAUUUACGAAACUCUGAAGGAAAAGAUAAAUAAAAAGCGAGAAGUACGUAGCCAGCUACCUACUGCUGAUGUGUCGACAAAAGUUCGAGUGAUGAGAUGUUACAGCUGCGGGGAAAGAAGCCAUCAUUCGAAGGAAUGUCCUCAUAAACAUCUUGGGCUGAAGUGUUUUAAAUGUAAUGGUUUCGGCCAUAUUGCACCGCAAUGCAAAGUCACGGAAACAGCCGAAGGGGUUCCGAGUACAUCACGAAGCGGACCGAAUGUUGCCGACCAAUCAGGUGCAAGUUUCGUCCGACGUCAGCAGUCUUCAUUCCGACAAGUUGGUACAAGUGGUGCAAGAUCGCAAGAUGGUGGUGUAAAUGGACCAAAGCGCACGAUGUUCAAUUCGGAUGUCACAUAUUCGCCGGUUGAUAGUGGCAGCAUUGAUGUUCCGCAUAAUUGUCACGAUGUUCAUACUGUUUCGAGUGUGAUAGAUGACGGACUUGACGUUUCGACAAACUGUCAGGAAGUAAACAAGAACAAAAGUCUCAAGUUACAAAAACCGCGGAAAAUAAUAAGUAUACUGAAUAAUUCAACAAGCGCUUUGAUAGACACUGGUAGCGAGGUGAACUUAAUUUCUCAAGAGUUUUAUGUGUCAAUCGGAUCACCAAAAUGUGAAGACGAUCCAUUAUCUUUGUUCGGACUCGGUCAGGCGAAGGUGCAGUCCAUGGGAACGGUUACUGUUUCGGUGACGAUUGAUGAACAGAUCUAUUAUGACCUAUAAGCCGCAGAAAGUCAAAGAUUCGCCAGUUCAGUUGCGUAUUGUCUUAAAGGAUGAUGUUCCAGUAGCUCAGCGACCACGCCGGUUGGCUAUUACAGAACAGAAAGAAGUUGAACGGCAGGUAGAACAGUGGCUGAAAGACGGAAUUGUUCAAGUAAGUUGGUCAGAAUAUGCAAGUCCUUUGGUGCUAGUUAAGAAAAAAGACGGUACAGUUCGAAUUUGUGUAGAUUAUAGACUAAUUAACAAAAAAAUGGUAAAGGACGAAUAUAUAUUUUGACUGUUGUUGAUGCCUUUACUAAAUUCACAUGGAUAUUUCCUACAAAAAGCACAACCAGCAGAGAGGUAAUUGCCAAAUUACAGAUUCAUCAACAAGUGUUUGGCAACCCUAAAAGAAUCAUAACCGACAGAGGUACGGCGUUUACAAGCGGAGAGUUUAGAACUUAUUGUGCAGAUGAGAAGAUUGAGCAUGUCACCAUAACUACUGGGAUUCCCAGGGGAAAUGGUCAGGUGGAGAGAAUCCAUAGAGUGAUUAUUUCAGUACUGACAAAGAUGUGUAUAGAGCAGCCUGGAAAUUGGUACAAGCAUGUAAGCCGUCUACAACAAGCACUGAAUAGCACUUAUCAGA